CGCGUUCUGGAAAGAAUUUUCUUUUUCCUAAUAAUUUAUUUAUUUAUUUAAUUUUAAAUCCUGUGAGAUGCAAACGAAACCAAGGCACCCACAAGAUGGCCUGCACAAACGAUAUAAAACGCGUCUGGCGAGCAGUACGGUCGGUGGAGGUAAAACGGUGACCGAAUCAAGAAUUUAGCGGUGGUGGCGAGAAGUACAAAUCUUUUACUCCUAUUCUUAAUUCUCUUUCUAUUUCUUUCCUUCUCGAUUUCCCUUCUGCCAUCGAAGCCCCGAUCCCUGAAAAAGAGGAAAGGAACGCGGUUUGCUUUGACUGCACGGUUGAAACUGAAUGUUGAUGUGUACCAGAUUUGCUAGGUUAAAACAUCAUACCUUUUAAAUAAUUCAAGGGAAUAUGCGUGACCCUUUUGAAGUGCAACGAAAUGUGGUUAAUGCAGACCGACGAGCACCAAAUGAACUUAUGUCACCUGAUCUGAUGCCAUCUGGUACUAGCAAUGUGCUUGGAAAUGGUGAUGCUGGAUUUGGGAUUCCAACCUCUGAUUCUUUAAUCAGGCAUCAAAUCCAAAGAGCUUCUGGUCCAGGGAAAUCAAGAGGAGAUGAAUUUAAUAAGCAUUUAUUGGACCCAGAGAUCAUGGAACUUUACUAUAGAUCCCGAUCACAGGAAGAAGAGAUCCUGCUACUUCGCAAGCAAGUUGCUGAUGCCUUUGUAAAAGAGCUUCAGUUACUGAAUGAGAAGCACAUUUUAGAGAGAAAGCUAUCUGAGUUGCGGAUGGAACUUGAUGAGAAACAGGAUGAUGCCAUAUCGAGUACCGUGAAAGAGCUGACUAAGAAGAAAAAUUGUCUUGAAGAGAAUUUAAGACUAGCAAAUGAUCUAAAAGUUGUAGAGGAAGAGCUACAUAUAUUCACUUCAUCGUUGCUAAGCUUAUUAGCUGAAUUCAAUAUUCGACCCCCGAUGAUGAAUGCUUUCACAAUUGGUAGUGGUGCUAAGCGUUUAUACCAUCAUAUGCACUGGAAGAUAAGAUCUGCGAAUGCUGGUUUUGAUGAUAUAAACCAUCUGGUAGGAAAUCAACCUAGUAAUCUGACAGCCAGUUAUGGUCAUCAGCCUUCAAGUUCUUCAAAAAGUCAACUUUCUCAACCAUUCAUGGGGUCAAAAGUGAACGAUUUUCCUCAAUACAAUUACUAUCCAAUGGAUAUGCACGUCGAAGCAAGAUCUAACCAGUCAAGAUUUAUUCGAGACUAUGACAUGCCAUUAUCCAAUAAUGACAAGCCAAGGGAGGUUGGAGGUACUUCUGCUCCUAAUUUUUUUGAAGAUAAUACUGGUGAGUCAUACAGGAAAUUGAUGACUGAUUCCCAAUUUUAUAUGCCUCCCCCACAUGACAAUCAAGCAUCCUCUGUUUCAGAAGCAGGUGAGGCGUCUCUACCUGGUAUAGAAGGAUUUCAAAUUAUUGGUGAGGCAAAACCAGGAAACACAUUAAGAGCAUGUGGUUAUCCAACAAAUGGUACAACUCUUUGUAUCUUUCAGUGGGUUCGUCAUCUUCAAGAUGGUACUAGGCAGUAUAUUGAAGGAGCCACUGUCCCGGAAUAUGUGGUAACUGCUGAUGAUGUUGACACACUUCUUGCUGUAGACUGCACACCCAUGGAUGACAAUGGUCGUCAGGGGGAAUUGGUGAGGCAGUUCGCCAACAAUCAAAACAAAAUAACAUGUGAUCAAGACAUGCAGCAAGAAAUUGAAGGCUAUAUCUCUUCAGGGAAAGCUCAAUUUAACGUGUUAUUGUUGAUGGAUUCAUCCGAGGAUUGGGAACCAACAACUUUGACUUUGAAAAGAUCUAGCUAUCAGAUUAAGGUAUCUCGUACAGAAGCAGUGGUAGUGGAAGAAAAAUAUUCGCCUAACUUAUAUAUCAAAGUUCCUUGUGGACACUCAACCCAGUUUGUGUUAAUUUCUUUUGAUGGAGCUAACCUACCAUUCUGCACGGAUGGGAUGUCUCAGCCAUAUUACUUUGAAAAUGAUGUUCGAUUGCGGGACAUUAUCGUGAUGACCAUGAGAUAUUUCCAGUCUAAGGCUUUAGAUGGUAAAAAGAAAGGCAAGAUUUAGGCAUCAUCAUCAAUUUUGAAAGUUUUGGAGAAGCUCAGUGAUUUUUUAUAGAUAUUUUAAUCACAAAGGACAUAUUUUGUAUUGCAAUGAUGCGUACAUGUAAAUGAAUAUUCUCUCAUAGUUAGUAUUGUAUAUGAAAACAAUAAUUCCGAGUUCUUCAAAGAACUGUGUAUCAUGAACAUGUAUCUUAAUAGUGGCAAUUGUUCGAUCUUUUGUAUUCAAUAAAAUUUAUGAUCGUCAUCCUUGAAUGGGG
Messenger RNA from Phoenix dactylifera (date palm), 2342 nucleotides. RefSeq lists its product as uncharacterized. The record is from RefSeq and is a predicted model, not a curated record. Lineage: Eukaryota; Viridiplantae; Streptophyta; Magnoliopsida; Arecales; Arecaceae. Gene Ontology annotation, cellular component: plasma membrane.